Molecule: messenger RNA, 1065 nt
Organism: Clonostachys rhizophaga
Lineage: Eukaryota; Fungi; Ascomycota; Sordariomycetes; Hypocreales; Bionectriaceae
Source: the annotation of a GenBank genome assembly
AUGGCCACCAACCAAACGGCAGCCUUCCCGGAGGGGUACGCUGAGGAGUCCAUCAGCGACUCAGUGCUUGUGGUCUCCUGCGUCUUCAUCGUCCUGGAGGUCCUCGUUGUCGGCAUGCGCCUGCUUACGCGCAUGAAGUACCAGACGAAACUAGGUCUCGAUGACUAUCUGAUUCUCCCUGCCCUAGUAUGCAGUCUGGGUAUGUGCGCAGUGGCCAUCGUCGAGAUCAAAGUUGCUGGAGUUGGCCGUCACCUCGCGGUACUCAUCCAGACAGAUAUCAUCGCUGUGCAGAACUGGGCAAAGUGCGCGUAUGCCAUGGAAACGACCUACUGCGCUGCCAUCGCCCUCCCGAAACUCUCUAUCCUGGCUUCCUACCUGCGCAUCUUUACGACGAAGCCUUACCGCUAUUCCACCUACGCCAUCGGGUGCAUUGUUACAGCCACCGCAAUUGCCGGCAUUAUUGCAUCCUUCGCCAUGUGCGAUACGUUUGCAGGACGAUGGGACCUUCUGAAGUUCCCUGGUAACUGCAGGGAUAUCGUCUCGUAUUGGAAGGGCAUGAGCGUCCCCAACAUUGUUACAGAUGCAGUUAUGCUCUUCCUCCCACUGCCUGUAAUUUGGAACCUCCAGAUUCAGACUAAGCAGAAGGUUGCGCUGAUCUUCAUCUUCGCUCUUGGCAGCUUGGGCAUGGUGUCUUCCAUCAUCCGCCUCAAGGUAGCCUUCCGCAUGACAGGACUGGAAGAUGGAACGUGGGAUACCGCCGAACUUGUCAUUUGGUCUGUCGUCGAGGCGGGCUGCUACUUGAUCGCUGCCUGUCUACCAACCCUUCGCCCCCUUUUCAUGAGCGCGGUGAACACUGCCAAAGGCACAGUUGGAUACUCCUCCAAAAAGCUUGGGGUAUCCUCGGGCAGAUCCAACGAUUCUCACCAACUUGCAUCUCUCCAGGGCCGAUAUGAGGAGCAUAACUCGAGCCAGUAUCAGAUCCUGGACGAGGGUCCUCAUCACCAUGUCAGCGUACAGGCAGGGCGAGGCCCACAUCACAAGUAUUCAAGCAAUUUGCCUGUAUAA